Impatiens glandulifera is the source of this 2108-nucleotide messenger RNA. RefSeq lists its product as uncharacterized. Gene Ontology annotation, cellular component: ribosome; mitochondrial small ribosomal subunit. The transcript has 10 exons. The record is from RefSeq and is a predicted model, not a curated record. Gene Ontology annotation, biological process: translation. Bases 253 to 1830 code for a protein of 525 amino acids. Lineage: Eukaryota; Viridiplantae; Streptophyta; Magnoliopsida; Ericales; Balsaminaceae. Gene Ontology annotation, molecular function: RNA binding; structural constituent of ribosome.
UCUUCAUCAGUAGUAUUACUCUUCUUCAGAUGGGCACUCCGUAAGACGGCUCAAGCUCAUGGUCCUCAGCAUUCACCGGUCACCUCAGGCACUCGCAAGCGCAUCUCAAUCUCGGUCCAUCUGUUCAUCCGUCCAUCCAUCUUUCAGCCUCCGGCUUCAGGUGUUGAUUGAUAUCGAAGAUUAGCCCUACUUCUGAUGGUUUACUGGAAAAACAUCAAAUAGCAUAACAAUAACCGUCUGCAUUAGUAUUUGAUGAUGGCUAUAGUUAUGAGAAAAUCGCGUGCAUUGGAAUGGUAUCGAUGUUGCAGUCUUAGCCAACUAUUGAAUUUACAGAAAAGUUCCCCAAAUCCAACACGCUUAAUUGUUGAAGGAAACUCACAUGCCCAUCACUUCCGCGCUAACAUUCAUACUUGUCGAUUAUUAUCUUCCCCGCCUUCUAGUCAGAUUCAGCACAAAUUCCACAGCGGGUUUCGUUUUAAUUUUCUUGGGACUAGACAUUUCUCUUCUGGAAGAACAGUUCAAGAGCUUUUGGCUGAAGUGGAGAGGGAAAAACAGAAGGAGAAAGAGCAAAGACAAAGAGCUGGCUUGGAUACUUCAUACAUAGAUGCAGAGGAUGAAACAGAUUUUAUGGGUGUUGGACCCUUGAUUGAAAAGCUAGAGAAGCAGAACCUUAAGGACCCUGGAACCCUGCUUAACAUGUAUGAAGAGCCCACUGAUUCCGAGAGUGAAGAUGAUGAGAGAUUCACUUCCGAGGCCAUCCAAAAACGAAAUGAAAUCUUUGAGAAGAAGUACAAGAGACAUGAAGAACUCCUUAGGAACUUCACUGUUGCUGAGACUCUUGAUGAUGCUUACAAAUGGAUGAACAAAAUUGACAAGUUUGAGCAAAAACAUCUCCAACUACGUCCAGAGUACCGUGUGAUUGGAGAGUUGAUGAAUUGUCUUAAAGGAGCCACAGGAAAGAAUAAAUUUCUUCUCCAACAAAAACUGAAUAGGGCCCUAAGAUUAGUGGACUGGAAAGAAGCUUUUGACGCUGGCAAUCCAGAGAACUAUGGGAUUAUUCAAAAGGAACAAGAGGGACCCUCCGCAGACCAUUUUGAACAGACUGAAGAGAAAGAGAUGAUUACUCGAAAUUUGGACGAUGAUGAUGAGGAAGAAUAUGAUGACAUGAAAGAGAAGGAUGAUAUCUUGUUAGAGAAACUUACUGCUAUAGAUAAAAAAUUAGAAGAGAAAUUGGCCGAGCUGGAUCAUACAUUUGGGAAGAAAGGAAAGGUCUUAGAGGAGGAGAUUAGAGAUCUAGCUGAGGAGAGGAACUCCUUGACGGAGAAGAAGAGACAACCACUUUACAGGAAAGGUUUCGACGUGAAACUAAUUAACAUAAAUCGUACUUGUAAAGUAACAAAGGGGGGGCAAGUGGUGAAGUAUACAGCUAUGCUGGCUUGUGGAAAUUAUCAUGGUGUGGUUGGUUAUGCAAAAGCCAAAGGUCCUGCAGUUCCUGUUGCCCUUCAAAAGGCAUAUGAGAAAUGCUUUCAGAAUCUUCAUUAUGUUGAGCGUCAUGAAGAGCAUACGAUAGCACAUGCAAUUCAAACCAAUUAUAAGAAAACAAAGGUGUAUCUUUGGCCUGCUGCUACCACCAAGGGUAUGAAAGCAGGUAGAACUGUCCAGACUAUUUUAAAUUUGGCUGGUUUCAAGAAUGUCAAAUCCAAGGUUGUUGGCUCAAGAAAUCCUCUAAACACUGUUAAAGCACUCUUUAAAGCUCUAAAUGCUAUCGAAACUCCUAAAGACGUUCAAGAGAAAUUUGGCCGAACUGUUGUCGAGUCAUACUUGCUGUGAUAGGUGGAAUAGGUACAUCUCAUUAGCUUCUUCUAUUGACGACGUGCUGAAGGAAGCUUCGGUUUUGUGGGAGCCUUGUUACUACUCUAUCUAAUAAAAUUCUGCUAAUUUUGAUGGGAAUUUUGUGAAAGAGUAUAAAGAAGUGUUAUCUUCUGAUUUGAUCAUCAUCUUAACUGUCACUAGAUAGAGCUCCUAUUUAAACCUAAUGAAUGAUCAAAGAACCAUUAUUUUUUGACACCUGAUUUCAUGAACUGAUUAAUUUUUCUUUUGUUGAUGAA